CAUUGUUUGUUGCUUGCACAGGGAAAAAGGAGAAAGUGCAUAAAGAUGCAAUGAUAAAAACAACUGUAUUGCCUGCGUAGCGCGAAUGCGCUUUGACAACGAUGUAUUCAAUAAUUCUCUCACGUGACGAAAGGAGACGCGUUUGCACGCGUUUGUUUGACGGCUUCUUGCACGCGUGUAUCGAAGAAAAAGAUCUCCACAUGAUUCUCUUAUAAACAACGUGAUAUCGCUUGACAAAUUAAUAAUAUAACUAAUCAGUGGAUGUACAGUUUAGCGGAUAUAGCGUAUGUUAAUCAAUUGACAAGUAUUAUUUCAAAAUAAAACGGUAAAUAAGAUGGCUGGGCAACAACAUCCUUUCCUACCUGGGUUUCCCAAUGUGCAGCAAUCGCCUAUGCGCACACAGUUUGGUGGCGGACAAAUGGUUUCUGGUUUGAUGGGACCACAACAAGGGAAUAUGGUAAGCUCUCAACAAUUUGGCAUGGGAGUUGGGGUUGGAGUAGGUGUCGGUAAUGUUGGAUCUAAUGCCAUGGGAAUGCCCAAUUCCCAACAAGUCUUGGCGCAACAGCAACAACAGCAACAGUCCAUGGCGAUGCAACAACAAAUGCAGCAGAUACAGCAGCAACAAUUACAAUUGCAGCAGCAACAACAGGCUGCAAUGGUUCAACAGAAUAAUCAAACCAAUAAUCAGGCCACGACGCCGCAGACUCCAGUACCACCCACACAGCCACCGCCGCGACAACCGCAGGCUAAGGAUAUUAACACCGUUAGUUUAUGUAAAUAUGGACAAGAGACUGUACAAGAAAUAGUCAAUCGUACCCAAGAGCUCUUCGCAACUCUCAAGGUCCUUCAACCACCCAAUGGUACCGCACAAGGGGCAAACAUGGCGAACGAGAAGAAGAAGAAAGUCUACGAACAAUUGGAUAUGAUCAAAAUAAUGUUCAAACGCCUGAGACUGAUAUAUGAAAAAUGUAAUGAGAACUGUCAGGGAAUGGAGUAUACGCAUAUAGAAAGUUUAAUUCCGUUGAAGGAGGAAUGGGAUAUGAAAUCCGACGAGAAGAAAACCUCAGAAUCUUACAGACUCAGCUGCGAGGAGAGGAAGGAAAUUAUGGAGCAAGUGGUAUUAAAGAAUAGGCACAUUAAGGAAAUAAUCGAUCACUUAAGGCGCAUUAUUUCAGAAAUAAACACAAUGUUAAAUAUGCGUCGAUCUUAGGUUACCAAAUAUAGAUAAUUAUGUUUUUGUAAUAUUAUGUUUAUGUAUUUUUAUAAUAAUAUAUAUAUUGUAGUUAAAUAUUU
Temnothorax curvispinosus is the source of this 1293-nucleotide messenger RNA. It is a transcript of the gene MED30, whose product is annotated as mediator of RNA polymerase II transcription subunit 30. Gene Ontology annotation, molecular function: transcription coregulator activity. Gene Ontology annotation, cellular component: mediator complex. Bases 335 to 1210 code for a protein of 291 amino acids. Gene Ontology annotation, biological process: positive regulation of DNA-templated transcription. The record is from RefSeq and is a predicted model, not a curated record. The transcript has 5 exons. NCBI's taxonomy places the organism in Eukaryota, Metazoa, Arthropoda, Insecta, Hymenoptera, Formicidae.